This is a messenger RNA of Anolis sagrei ordinatus, 2842 nucleotides long. It is a transcript of the gene TPCN1, whose product is annotated as two pore segment channel 1. Gene Ontology annotation, molecular function: monoatomic ion channel activity; voltage-gated channel activity. The record is from RefSeq and is a predicted model, not a curated record. Gene Ontology annotation, biological process: transmembrane transport; monoatomic ion transport. Lineage: Eukaryota; Metazoa; Chordata; Lepidosauria; Squamata; Anolidae. Gene Ontology annotation, cellular component: endosome membrane; lysosomal membrane.
AGCAACCCAGUGCUUCCACCCAUGAAAGCCUCCGACAACACAUUGUUUUGGACUCCAUUUCCCAGAAUUCCUCUUCAUUGGCUGCAGCAGACGAGGCUUCUGGGAGUGGAAGUCCUAAACACGGGAGGGAGCCGAAGUUUGGGACCCUCGGAGCGAAGAGGCCUGGUCUCGCCUUCGGAGCCUGAGCUAGAGUUGAGGGAAGGGCUUGAGGGGACUUGGCGGGCUUUUUUGCCUCCGCGGUUCCUCCUUUCUGGCCUCUUUCUCCGCCUCCUUCAGUCGCUGGAGUGAGAGAGAGAGAGAGAGAGAGAGAGAGACGCCGGCUGAGAGGAGGGAGCGGCUCCUUCAUGAGGGCUAGGCGGGAUUGCCAAGGCCUUCCUCAGCAUGGCGGGCAGCCCCGAAGACGACGACGUGCCCCUCAUUCUGACCCUGGAAGAGAGCAGGAGUCCCGCGGCCGUCCGUGAAAAUGGAGGCAACUAUGACUUGGUCAACAACACACACAGCCCGGCUGCUGGGGACUGUUAUCCUCAACCAACCUGUGGAAGACACAACUGGGAAAUGAACUACCAAGAGUCGGCAAUCUACCUCCAGGAAGGAGCGAACAAUGACAAGUUCUUCACGCAUCCCAAGGAUGCCAAAGCGCUGGCUGCCUACCUCUUUGUACACAAUCAUCUCUUCUACCUAAUGGAACUAAGCACUGCCCUGCUGCUCCUGCUGCUGUCCCUCUGUGAGGCUCCUGCGGUCCCCAUGCUCCGCCUCGGCAUCUAUAUCCAUGCAACCCUGGAGCUGCUUGCCCUCACAGUUGUAGUGUUUGAACUCUCUAUGAAAAUGAGGUGGCUGGGCUUCCACACUUACAUCCGGCACAAAAGGACCAUGGUCAAGACCAGUGUCUUGUUGCUUCAGUUUGUGGAAGCGAUUGUAGUGUUGGUUCGCCAGACGUCCCAUGUGCGCAUCACGAGGGCCCUGCGGUGCAUAUUCCUGGUCGACUGCCGCUACUGUGGAGCUGUCCGAAGGAACCUGCGGCAGAUCUUUCAGUCCCUUCCACCAUUCAUCGACAUUCUCCUUCUCCUGCUUUUCUUCAUGGUCAUCUUUGCUAUCCUUGGCUUUUAUUUGUUCUCCCCCAACAAAUCGGAUCCCUAUUUCAACACCUUAGAGAAUAGCCUGGUGAAUCUUUUUGUUCUUCUGACCACUGCAAAUUUCCCAGAUGUCAUGAUGCCCUCUUAUGCCCGAAGCCCUUGGUCCUGUGUGUUUUUUAUUGUGUACCUUUCUAUCGAGCUCUACUUCAUCAUGAAUUUGUUACUUGCUGUUGUGUUUGAUACUUUCAAUGACAUUGAAAAGAGGAAGUUCAGAUCCCUGCUGCUUCACAAACGGACAGCCAUUCAACAUGCCUACCGCCUGCUUGUCAGCAAACAGAGACCUGCUGGAAUCCCCUUCAAGCAGUUUGAUGGGCUGAUGCGCUUCUAUAAACCUCGGAUGAGCGCUCGGGAUCGUUAUCUGACUUUCAAAGCUCUGAAUCAAAGCAAUACUCAUUUACUCAGUCUGAAGGAUAUGUACAGUUUCUAUGAAGUUGUUGGCUUAAAGUGGAAGGCAAAAAGGAACCGGGAGCAUUGGUUUGAUGACCUUCCACGGACUGCAUUCCUUAUUUUUAAAGGCAUUAACAUACUGGUGAAUUCCCGAGCCUUCCAGUACACUAUGUAUACUCUGGUGGCAGUGAAUGGCCUCUGGAUCUUAGUGGAAACCUUUAUGCUUCGAGAUGGAAUCUUUUCCCGGGACGUCCCUUGGAGUUACAUUGUUUUUCUUACAAUCUAUGGGGUCGAGGUGCUACUGAAGAUCACCGGAUUGGGGCCUGUGGAAUACCUCUCUUCGGGUUGGAAUCUCUUUGAUUUUUCGGUCACCUUGUUUGCCUUCUUGGGUCUCUUGGCGCUGGCAUUUAACAUGGAGCCAUUCUACUUCAUUGUUGUUCUGCGACCUCUGCAGUUACUCAGGCUCUUUAAACUGAAGAAACGUUACCGGAAUGUUUUGGAUACGAUGUUUGAGCUGCUUCCCAGAAUGGCCAGCCUAGGUUUAACCUUGCUCAUCUUCUAUUACUGUUUUGCCAUCAUUGGCAUGGAGUUCUUCUCAGGAAAACUCUACCCAAACUGUUGCAAUGCCAGCACAGUGGCUGAUGCCUACCGCUGGGUGAACCACACCAUUGGGAACAAGACAGUGAUGGAAGAGGGCUACUACUAUCUCAACAACUUCGACAACGUUUUGAACAGCUUCGUUACCCUGUUUGAACUGACGGUUGUCAAUGACUGGUACAUCAUCAUGGAAGGGGUGACGUCCGAGACUUCGCACUGGAGCCGCCUCUACUUCAUGAUUUUUUACAUCGUGACCAUGGUUGUGAUGACCAUCAUUGUCGCCUUCAUACUGGAGGCUUUUGUGUUCCGCAUGAACUACACCCGGAAGAAUCGAGAUUCCGAAGAAGAUAGUGGCAUUGUAUUAGAGAGGGAAGUCUCCAAGGAAGAAGUCACAGCCGUAGCAGAGAUGUACGGAAGAUCCAGCAGUGCUUCGGCUGCCGGCCAACUGCUCAGGAUCGUCUCCCAGAUGGACCGGCACCAGCAAACAUCUAUGCUAUUCUCGGGGCGGCGCUCGAGGACCAAAAGCGAUUUAAGUAUGAAGAUGUAUGAGGAAGAGAUACAGGAAUGGUAUGAAGAGCAUGCCCGGAAGGAAGAGCAGCAGUUUCCUUGGCAAGGGGACGAUGAGAUGCUCAGCCCCCCAUUGCCAGCCCCAGGCCUGCGCCAGCGCUCUCAAACCAUUAUUUAGGCCUAGCUGACUCGGAGCUACUUCUCUUCUGCAAUAACAA